AUGCAAGAUGAGCUCAAUGCACUCAAUGACAACAAAACUUGGAGCAUUGUUCCUUUGCCAAAGGGUCAGAAGGUUGUUGGAGUUAGGUGGAUUUACAAAAUCAAGUUUCAUUCCAAUUGCACUAUUGAGAGAUACAAGGCCAGUCGAAGUAGAGCAUAUUCAUCCAUGUUUAUUAGAAAUGGUAAAGUUGGUCGUCUUAUUGUCCUUGUGUAUGUUGAGGAUUUGAUUAUAACUGGUGAUGAUGCUGAAGAAAUCAAGGCCUUAAAGUCAUCUCUUCAUGCCACCUUCUCCUUUAAAGAUCUUGGCAUGGAAAAGGUGGCAUUGACUCCAUUAUAUAUCCAUCCAUAUUCGUCCUGUGGAAGUGUAAUAUGCUCUGAUCAAUUGAUUUCAACUGGUACUGGUCACGAAGAUGUUGGUUCUCUGCCAUCAGGCGAUCAUAUUCCAAAAGAAGUCCCUCAGAUUGCUUCUUUAGGGCCUCAAAAGCCCAGUCAAAGCCUGACCUUAUGGGCAUAA
Messenger RNA from Argentina anserina (silverweed cinquefoil), 513 nucleotides. RefSeq lists its product as uncharacterized. Lineage: Eukaryota; Viridiplantae; Streptophyta; Magnoliopsida; Rosales; Rosaceae. The record is from RefSeq and is a predicted model, not a curated record. The transcript is spliced from 3 exons. The coding region runs from base 1 to 513 and encodes 170 amino acids.